Messenger RNA from Naumovozyma dairenensis CBS 421, 888 nucleotides. RefSeq names its product retromer subunit VPS29 (gene VPS29). The transcript is spliced from 2 exons. Gene Ontology annotation, biological process: retrograde transport, endosome to Golgi; intracellular protein transport. Gene Ontology annotation, cellular component: retromer complex; endosome. The coding region runs from base 1 to 888 and encodes 295 amino acids. Lineage: Eukaryota; Fungi; Ascomycota; Saccharomycetes; Saccharomycetales; Saccharomycetaceae. The record is from RefSeq and is a predicted model, not a curated record.
AUGCUACUUCUCACAUUAAGUGACGCUCAUAUUCCAGAUCGUUCGAUUGAUUUACCUGCUAAAUUUAAAAAGCUACUUAGUGUUCCAGACAAAAUCUCACAAGUAAUCCUAUUGGGCAAUUGUACCAGAUCAUCAGAAUUUUUGAACUUUGUCAAUCAAAUAUCACCAAACGUCACCAUAAUUAGAGGUGAAUUUGAUACGGCGUUCCCGCCAAUUAUGGCAUCAUCCAAACGAGCCAAUGAAAAAGUACGUAAGGAUGAAAUACCAAUAAAUACCAUUAUUAGACAAGGUGAUUUUAAGAUUGGCUGUUGUAGUGGGUAUACUAUCGUUCCGAAGAAUGAUCCCUUAUCAUUAUUAACGUUAGCUCGUCAAUUGGAUGUGGAUAUAAUGUUAUGGGGUGGUACUCAUAAUGUGGAAGCAUACACUUUGGAGGGGAAGUUUUUUGUUAAUCCUGGAAGUUGUACUGGAGCAUUUAAUACCGAUUGGCCUGUAAUGGGAGAUUUGAGUGAUAUUGAUGUUUCCGAGAAAGUGGACUCUAAAAGAGAAGAAGUGAUGGCCGUAGAUAAGCAUGCAUUAUCUAAAAAUGAUGAAAAACAGGAAGUUGGCAAGGCAGCUACCGACAGAACCUCGGAAGCUAAUAACUCUGACGGUGUUGGAAAGGUUUUAGAUGAUACCGAAGGUAAUGCUACCAAUGAUAAAAAUAACACAAAAGAAGAAGAGCCUGAGAUUACCGAACGAGAUAUUGACUUGUCUGAAUUCGAUAUUAAUGGUUCGAAUGUUCCAAGUUUUUGCCUACUUGAUAUACAAGGGUCUGUAUGCACAUUAUAUAUUUACAUCUUUGUUAAUGGAGAUGUGAAAGUGGAUAAGGUGGUUUAUAAGAAGGAAUAG